GCAGCCUCGACGCCUCUUCUCACUUUGUCAUCAGAUUCAGGCCAUCUGAAGGAACCAACAGAGAUACCGCGGUCCAUCGUCGCACCGUCACGGCCGUCCAUUCUACCCGCCGAGACGGCGACCGGGGCUUCUUGUCGCCUCGCCGUGCCCUCUUGCAGUCUCUGCCUCGUUUCUGCUCCCCUGACCCGCUGCUAUCAGCGCCUGUCACGCCCCACGUGGCGUCCCGCAAUUGGCGGGAGAGCCGGGUCGAGGGGGUGUGCGCUCGCCCACCGCCUCUCGGGGCAGGGCAACAAAAUGAUAUUCUCGAUUGGUGACCCCCAACCCUCUUUUUCCAACCCCCCCCUUCCCUUUCGCUUCCUUUCCUUCUUCCUUCUUUCUUUCGUGCUCCCAAGAAGAGGGAAAUAGAGAGAGAGAGAGAGAGGAAAAAUAAAGGAGGGAAGAGAUCUCAGUGUCAGCUUCCAAUCUAAUCUAAUGCCUAUCUAAUUGUGUCCACAGUGGAAGGGGGGAUGGGGGAUCGGAUAUAAAAGCCGCGGGUGCAGCUGGAAUUUCUUUUCCCCCUUUUCUAACAGAUGCGAGGUCUACGGCUGCGGCCGAGUUAGUCAUAUGAUUCUUGUUCUUGUCUUCUUGGCCACCAGAGUCAAGCAUGCAGGACUGAGGCUCCAAAGAUGAGGGAAGACAGCUCUUUGUGUGAUAACAUGAUAGAUAGGAAUUGGGUCUUGAAGCGCAAGCGGAAACGAGUAUCAAGUGGACUGAAUCUCUCUAAUGGAAAAGAGGCAUCUUCGCUACCUUCAGACUCUCCGAGGAACAUCCCUUUAGUUAAGAGGAAGCUGAAAGGUGAUAUUGAUGUUUCUCGAUUUGUUCGUAAGGUCAAAGGCCAUGAUGGGUAUUACUUUGAAUGUGUAGAAUGUGAUCUUGGUGGCAAUUUGCUCUGCUGUGAUAGCUGUCCUCGAACUUAUCAUCUUGAGUGUCUCAAUCCACCCCUCAAGCGUGCACCACCUGGGAAGUGGCAAUGCCCAAAGUGUUGUGAGCAAAAGGAUAAUAUGAAAAUGUUAGUAAAUGCAGAAUCCAGUUCAAGACGAGCAAGGACUAAGAGUGUAUUUGAAAAAUCUAAAAUUGUACAUAAAUUAUCUGGCCAUGACAGGACAUCGCUUUCUGGGAGAAGCUCCAGUCCUGGAAAGAAUAAAUUAAAUAACAAGAGGAAAGCUACUUUACCUCAGAGGGCUUCAUCUGUUGAAAAGAAGUCGGAAUUUUCUCGUAUUGAUACAUCUUACAGCACCAAGUCAAGCCGGUCAUGUGAUGGUGAAUCCAGAGAUGGCAUUUCUACAGCUGCAGAUAAUAAAAUUGAGAAGAAACCAGACUCACCAUUUUGUUGGAAAAGUACUCAUAAAGAAGUCCCUUAUCCUGUUAAAACUUUGAGCUCAGAUCCUGGUCAAAAAUCUCUGGAAGAGAAGUCUGACCCAUGUAAAAGAGAAGUGCAAAGAAAGAAACUUAUUCUUCCAUUAGUUCUGCCCUCUCAGAAGGCCAGAAAAAAGAAGCAGAGGGCUAACAGGGCAGACAAGAAGAAGAGGUCAAAAACUGGAAAAGGAAAACAUAUUGCUGCACCUGCUUGUGAUGACAUAUCAAAUGAAACUCCUCCAUGUCUAGAAACCAGUGGGUCAUUUCAAAAGCACACCUCAUUUGAUCAGCAGAAUUCUGUGCCUAACACAAAGGAAGAACAGAAAAUGGCAAAAUGUGCUAGUCGAAAACAGGCAUCCCUUGGGGGAGUUCCCCCCUCAUCACGAGGAUUAGAUGAACAAGGAGUGCAUGUAAAUAAGACAAUAAAACAUCAUGAGAAUCUUUGGAAUGGAGGACAAGAGGUUGAUCGAAUUUUGGGGUGUCGGGUGCAAACUAGUACUGUCUUGUCUUCAUUUCAUGUUCAAACAAUCAAAUCUGCUACUCCUUCAGAAGAAGCUGAGUCAGAAAGUAAUUCAGGAAGGCAAGUGAGUGGACUUCCAUGUGGUUGUAAUAUUUCAGAAAAUCAUGAAAAACAGUUAACAGACUCUUAUGAUGGCAGUAAAGAUUCAGAUAAGAAGGAUGGUAAAAGCAUACUUAAGGGAUGCCACAGAGAAGCAAAUUGGGUUGGCGAAAGAAAAGAUAUUAAUGAAGACUAUAAUGGCAAAAGACAUAGAACUCAUGAAUGUCCGAAUAAAAUGAAAGCUACGGCAUCCGUCAUAGAAUCUUCUGGGGAGAAAACUUGUGAAGUCAUUGAGGACUCUUUGGUAAAUGCGAUAGAUAUUGAUGAAGACACUGUUCUGAAAGUCUCUGUAGAAAGCAAAAAUGGGGAACUUGUGAGUCCAAGCAAACACGGCAAAUCUCAUACACCAAGGCCUUCUUGCCUAGAUGUCUCCUGUGAUUCAGAAUGUAUCGAUGUUGCAAGCAUGGUGACUCAACCAGAUAAAAGUGCUGAAAAUAGGACAUCUUCCAAGGUCAUGCAGGACUCCGGGCCUAAUGACAAAAGUAGUAUUAUGUAUGAAUUUUUUGUUAAAUGGGUAGGUCAAUCAAACAUCCAUAACAGUUGGGUUUCUGAAUCCCAGUUAAAAGUUUUAGCUAAAAGAAAGUUGGAGAAUUACAAGGCAAAAUAUGGAACCACUGUGAUAAAUAUUUGCAAGGAACAGUGGUGUGAGCCACAGCGUGCUAUUGCUCUCCGUGUUUCUAAGCAUGGUACUGAAGAAGCCUUGGUUAAAUGGCGUGAUCUUCCUUAUGAUGAAUGUACUUGGGAAAGAUUAGAUGAACCUAUCAUUGAAAAGUCUGCUCAUCUGAUUGCUGAAUUCAAACAGUUUGAGUCUCAAACUUUGGAUAAGGAUGUUGGGGAUGAUUUUCCAAGGAGUAAAGGUGAUUCUCAGGAUUUUUUUUCUUUGGUGGAGCAGCCGAAGGAGCUUCAAGGAGGUUCACUUUUUCCACAUCAGUUAGAAGCUUUAAACUGGCUACGCAAAUGCUGGCAUAAGUCUAAGAACGUGAUACUUGCUGAUGAGAUGGGGCUGGGGAAAACCGUAUCUGCUUGUGCUUUCAUCUCGUCCUUGUAUUUUGAGUUUAAGGUGAAAUUGCCAUGUCUGGUCUUGGUCCCUCUAUCCACAAUGCCUAAUUGGUUGGCUGAGUUUGCACUGUGGGCCCCUCAUUUGAAUGUUGUGGAGUAUCAUGGUUGUGCAAAAGCAAGAUCCAUUAUUCGUCAAUAUGAAUGGCAUGCCCGUGAUCCAACUGGAUCACAUAAGACAACAGAAUCAUAUAAAUUCAAUGUUUUAUUGACUACUUAUGAGAUGGUCCUUGCUGACUAUUCUCAUCUGCGUGGAGUCCCCUGGGAAGUACUUAUAGUUGAUGAGGGGCAUCGACUAAAAAAUUCUGGAAGUAAACUUUUUAGUCUGCUGAACACAUUUUCUUUUCAGCACCGUGUGUUAUUGACUGGAACCCCUUUGCAGAACAACAUAGGUGAGAUGUAUAACUUACUAAAUUUUUUGCAACCUGCAUCAUUCCCCUCUUUGUCAGCAUUUGAAGAGAAGUUUAAUGACCUUACAACGGCAGAAAAGGUGGAGGAGCUGAAAAAACUUGUUUCUCCACAUAUGCUUCGAAGGCUGAAAAAAGAUGCCAUGCAAAAUAUCCCCCCUAAGACUGAGCGCAUGGUUCCUGUUGAAUUAACAUCCAUACAGGCGGAAUAUUACCGUGCCAUACUUACGAGGAACUAUCACUUAUUACGUAACAUUAGAAAAGGUGGUGCUCUGCAGUCAAUGCUAAAUAUUGUCAUGCAGCUCCGGAAGGUCUGCAAUCAUCCAUAUCUCAUUCCAGGAACUGAACCUGAAUCUGGUUCAGUGGAGUUCCUCCAUGAAAUGCGCAUCAAGGCAUCAGCCAAGCUAACAUUGCUGCAUUCUAUGCUCAAGAUUUUACGUAAGGAUGGGCACCGUGUCCUCAUAUUUUCUCAGAUGACGAAACUUCUUGAUAUACUCGAGGAUUACCUGACUAUAGAAUUUGGUCCUAAGACAUUUGAAAGAGUGGACGGUUCAGUGUCAGUGGUUGAUCGUCAAGCAGCAAUUGCUCGUUUUAAUCAGGACAAAACUCGAUUUGUAUUCUUAUUAUCCACACGCUCUUGUGGCCUUGGGAUAAAUCUGGCCACAGCAGAUACUGUUGUUAUAUAUGAUUCAGAUUUCAAUCCACAUGCUGAUAUACAAGCAAUGAAUAGAGCACAUAGAAUUGGGCAAUCAAACAGGCUUCUGGUGUACAGGCUCGUGGUAUGUGCUAGUGUCGAGGAGCGCAUCUUGCAUCUUGCUAAGAAGAAAUUGAUGCUUGACCAACUAUUUGUGAACAAGUCAGAAUCUCAAAAGGAAGUGGAGGCCAUUCUUAGAUGGGGAACAGAAGAACUUUUUAAUGACCGUGAUGCUGUAAAUGGGCAAGAUUCAAAAGAAGCUUCUAGCAGCAAAACUGAUGCUGUUGCUGAUGGUGAGCAUAAGCAUAGAAGGAGAGCUGGUGGUCUGGGAGAUGUAUACCAGGAUAAAUGCACUGAUGGAUGCACGAAGAUCGUGUGGGAUGAAAAUUCAAUUUUAAAGCUUCUUGAUCGGUCAAACCUUCAGUCAGCAAUCUCUGAAAGUGCUGAUGGGGAGUUAGAGAAUGAUAUGCUUGGUGCAGUAAAGGCAGUGGAUUGGAAUGAUGAACCAAAUGAGGAACAAGGGGGGGCUGAUACGCUCCCUACUGUCGUUGUUGAUGGUUGUGAGCAGGCAUCUGAAGCAAAAGAAGAUAAUGCAAUCAGUGGUACCGAGGAAAACGAAUGGGAUAGACUUUUACGUGUCAGGUGGGAAAAAUAUCAGAUUGAGGAGGAAGCAGCUCUGGGUCGAGGGAAGCGCUUGAGAAAAGCAAUAUCUUACAAGGAAACAUUUUCUUCAAUACCAAGUGAAACUUUAAGUGAGAGUGGCAACGAUGAGGAGGAACCAGAGCCAGAAUAUACACCUGCCGGCCGGGCAUUGAAAGAAAAAUUUGCUAGGCUCCGUACUAGACAGAAGGAACGGAUUGCCCGGAGGCACAUCACGGAGGUUCCUACUUCUGUUGAUGUACCUGAGUUACCGACGCAACCACUUGUUCCUUCUGUCAAAGAAGGUGAAGACCUGAAUAUCAGCAAACCUCUGGAAAAUACAGGAGAACAGGCUUCUUCUGUCAAUCUGGAGGACACCAAAUUAUCUCAACCAUUUGCAACUACGAACUGGAGUGAGUCGACUGCAAGACUGGGAAAGUUCCUGAAGCAUGGGUACAAACAAUUCCAUGGGACUCAUCUGGAUCUUUCUGUCGGACCACCUGGAAAUCUUUCUCCUGAUACCUCUUUGCGUACCCAUCAGUACCAAAGUACGCACUUUGCAAAUUCAAUUUCUUCUGGCAACUUUCUACCUGUUUUGGGACUAUGUGCUCCUAAUGCUAAUCAGGUAAACUCAACAUCCCGAAAUUUCCGAUCUCUACCGAGCCUACCAACAUCGAAUCAUCAACAGAGAAGAAUGAGCAGUAGAUUGUCAGAAUUUCCAUUGCCACCUGCUGCUAACACUAGACCUUUAAAAGAUACAAAUAUUCAAGGUAGAGAAACAAGUGCAGAUACAUCUCUAUUGCCAAAGACAUCUCUAUUGCCUGAUACAUCUGGAGAAGCUUUGCAUCACCAUUUAAAGGAUAUCAUUCCCAACAGCUAUUUUCCCUUUUGUCCUCCUCCUCCUACAUCCUCUGGAAGGGCUCCUCAUGGUCCACUGGAUGGAUCACGUUCUUCUUUUGCCUCAUUUCAGGAGAAACUGGGUCUUCCUAGCUUAAUUCUUGAUGAUAAGACACUGCCAAGGUUCUCAUAUCUAUCAAGAACUUUGACGAAGCCACAUGCAGAUUUCCUACCAAGCUUGUCACUGGGCACAAAUAUGGAUUAUGUUAAUGGUUCCGUUCAGGAAUUGUCAAAUAUUCCCCAAGUUUCGAACUUUAGGCAAGAGAUGAGUGAUAUGAAGCAAAAAAAACUGAUGGCAGAGCUACCUCCAAUGCUUGGACUGGCUCCAAUGCAAGCUGGACAUUCGUCAUUACCUGAAAACCAUAAGAAGGUUCUUGACAACAUAAUGAUGCGAACUCAAUCGGCAACUAAUAAAUUCUUCAAGAAAAAAUUAAAGGCAGAUGCAUGGUCAGAAGAUGAACUUGAUGCUCUCUGGAUUGGUGUCCGUAGGCAUGGAAGGGGUAAUUGGGAAGCAAUGCUCAGAGAUCCCAGGUUGAAGUUCUCAAAGCAUAGAACCACUGAAGACUUGUCCACAAGAUGGACUGAGGAGCAGCGCAAGAUAAUGGAUGGGCCAGCUUUUGCAGCUGCAGAAUCUUCCAAGCCUACAUCAUUUCCUGGAAUCUCUGAUGGAAUGAUGACCCGGGCAUUGCUUGGAAGUGAAUUUGCCAGUCUUGGGACUGAACCACCUGAGUUUCACUCUCACCUGACAGACAUUCACUUGGGCUGUGCAGAUCUUACAUCUGGAUUUUCAUGUACUGAGCCGGCCAAUCAUAUUGGUGCAGUGAAUGAGAACUACACACCGGUCACAGCAUGGAAAUCCGACAAAAUGGGAACAAGUUAUGCAGGGGAUUUUUCUGCCCAACCAUUUGAUAGACUGGAGAAAAUUAAUAUACCUUUGAAUCAUUCAUUUCAACAUAUUUCUUUGGCAGGUAAUAGCUUUGGCUCUCUAGGCAUGAACUGUCCUAGCAGCUGUACUUUGCAGAAGGAAGAUGAAUUUUGUGCCCCUCAGAAUCUCUACUUCCCUAGUAUUUCAGACAAAUCAUUGAACUUGUUGCAUGAUUCCCAUAAUAAUGUUCAUUCUGGUGAAUCCAACAUGGGAAUGCCUCUCAAUGCCCAUAAGAAGUCAGUUUUCGCUGUUUCUCCUCCCAACAACGAUAAUGCUCCUGGCAGUUCAAAUACAAACAAUCUCCCCCAUUGGCUUCGAGAAGCAGUCAGCAUUCCAGCAUCCAGGCCACCAGAACCUGAUUUGCCCCCAGUUGUUUCAGCAAUUGCUCAAUCAGUUCGCCUGCUUUAUGGAGAAGAAAAACCAGCAAUCCCUCCAUUUGCAAUUCCGGGUCCACUCCCUUUCCAGCUCAAGGAUCCAAGGAAAAGUCUAAAAAGGAAGAGGAAGUUGCAGAGGCUUCGUCAAGUGACCCCUGAUAUCGCUGAUGCCAAAAAUUUUGAUCACACAGCUUCGAGCACCAUUCCUUCUGCACCACCAUUAAUGUCAUGUGCACCCAGUCUCCCUUGGACUGAUGUCGAUGAAAGCGUCCCAGCUCUGAAUUUGAAUCUAAAUUCACCAUCAUCUACAUCAUUUUUGACACAAGGAAAUAAGCAAGGCAUGACACUGUCACCAUCUCCUGAAGUGCUCCAAUUGGUAGCAUCUUCUGUGGCUCCUGGUCCUUGCACAAUCCCAGCAACUGACAUGCCUGGCACUAGUUGCCAAAGAACUGAUUUGCCCUUGUCAAAAGAUCUCGAAAAUUUCGAACAAGAUGGAAAGAGUCUGAUUGGAGAUUUCAAGGGCAUUCGUGGAAAGCGGAAGGCAAGUAAGAACUCACUUUUAGGUUGCUGGGGGAAACUAACAGAUAAGCAGGUUGAUCUUGCAGAGAGUGGAGACUCGAGUAAAACUCGGUCAGAUCCCGAUCGAACAGACCAGCUCAAUAUUGAGGAAAUUUCAUCAGAAGAAGCUGUAUCAAAUGAUAAUGGAAGUGAACAUAAAUCAUAAACCUUGUCGUAUUUUUGGCUUUUGCCUUCUUCCUUAUGCUAGCAAAGUUUGGUCCAUGAAUGUGCCGCUUUCAUCCACAUGGCUUAGGGAGUGUUAUCUGAGAGCAAAUGGAAUGAGACAUCUUUUUUCAAAGCAUCUAUAUAAGAAAUAUAAUCUUUCCAAUUCA
Molecule: messenger RNA, 7896 nt
Organism: Phoenix dactylifera (date palm)
Lineage: Eukaryota; Viridiplantae; Streptophyta; Magnoliopsida; Arecales; Arecaceae
Source: RefSeq, a predicted model, not a curated record